AUGUGAAUAUUUUUCGAGAGGCCUAAACUUGUUAUGUCGUUUGCUUCUGGAACCUUCAUUUCUCUAUUGCCCUCCACCGACUUGUCUUCACCGCCCGUAGACAUACAGCGUAGAUGUCUCACCGGAAACGGCAACGGAACGGAAGCAGCGGCCGCCUCUCUUCCAUCGACGGUGCUCUUGCAGAUGAGUCCUCCUCUCCUCCUGCCGCCAUGCCAGGUAGCUUCAACGACCCCGUCACCGCGGACGUCACCCUCCGCCUCGAGUUUUACGACGACCUAAUACCCGAUCUGGACGCUCCCAUCCCCUUCCUCGACCUUUCCGUUCGGUCGGACGCCCUCCGCCGCUCCCACUAUUUUUCUUGCCUUCUCUCCGACCGCUGGAAGCAACCUGACGGCUCCUCCGACGAGUUUCCUGUCCGAUUGACGCUCAAGAUCUCCCGGGACGACGAUCUCCGCCGCCGUGGCCCAUUCCACGCCCACGUCGCCGUCCUCCGGCUUCUGCACACGCUGGAUUUCUCCGGAUCGAUCGCCUCCGUUUCCGACGCGCUGGACAUGAUUCCGGUCGCGUUGGAGCUCGUCUUCAACGAUUGCGUCCGGGCUUGCGUCCGGUUUCUGGAGGCUGUGCCGUGGACUGAGGAUGAGGAAGAAAGGGUCCUCAAGUUGAUGCCUUUUCUUGGUAAAGAGGAGUCCGAGGAGCUCCUUUCCAGGGUUCUUCCCGUGGUGUCAGCUUCUAGGGAAUGCGAUAGCAUACCGGAGUCUAUGCUCCGUGGGUUGAUUGAUACUGCGAUCCGCCGGAAUCUGAAUGGGGCGACCGUGAAGGCCUUUGUGGCGAGGAUUCUGAAGGAUUUCCCAUCUCGGGAAUUGGUGGAGAAGGUGCUGGGCCAGGCAUUCUUGUCGAGCUUGGAGAGGGUAAAAGACUACAUGGGGAAGUAUGCCAGCCCUGAAGUCAGGAUCGCCGAGAAUAGUAAUGAAAGAGAAGCCAUCCAGAAGGUGAACUUGCACGCCGUGCUGGUCAAUGUGAAGCAUCUACAUUGGCUGAUUGAUAGGAUUAUGGAGCUGAGGGUCGCAGACAAGGUAGUCAGGGAGUGGAGUGAGCAGGAGGCCCUGGCAGCUGACUUGAUAAAGACCUUCAGGGAUGAUACUUGGAAAAAUAUUGUGCCUGGAUUGGCUUUUUUGGUCACAAGGUGCAGCUACCGCCUGGCUGAUGCUGUUGCUUCUGGCAUUACUUUGGCUCCUCAACAGGUGAGAAUGAGACUUGUGAAGACCUGGCUUCCUGUGUUAAAUGUGCUCAAGGAUAUAUUUUUACAAGAACACCCUGUCGGUUAUAUCUUUCGAAAUGAGAGUGUUGGUGAUAAAACACUAUACCUUGACCUUGAGGAAACAUUCCUAAAGAUUAUAUCCACGUUGCCACUCUCCAGUGCUCAGGAACUGCUGCAGCAGUGUCUGUGCUUCUCCACUCGCAAUCUUGACGACUGCCCCCACUUGACAUCUGCAUUCAGAACAUGGUUCAGGCGUGCUAAUAGAUCUCCACUUGAUUUAAGAAAUAUUUCAUAGAAGCUGCCAGGACAUUGUUGUUAUCAGGAACGAAGAUGAGGAGAGGAUCUGCCAAGUACCAUGCUGUAGCUUUGCACUGGAUCCAAUGGGCCAUAAUAACUAAUUUUCAACGGUUGGGAUUUGCUGCUGCUGACAUCUGCAAAGUGUAACGCUUGCAAGCAGACUUCGAACUGUUCUCAAUGUUUUUUUUUUUUUUAUCUUAUAAUCUAGCUUGCCCAAGUUUCGUUCGAAUAAUCCUGAAGUUAGUUUUCAUCCAUCGGUAAAUUCGGAGCACAAUUUAUACACAUUUACUUUAGCCCGAUCUCUAAAAUAUCCGUUGUCCCAACUGGGGUUAUCUUGACUACAAAUAAAUUCGUUAUCCUUAUAGCUUGUGUGUUAAUGAUAUAAUAAAUAGAUCGAUAAUUAUUAUUUCCA
Molecule: messenger RNA, 1967 nt
Organism: Zingiber officinale
Lineage: Eukaryota; Viridiplantae; Streptophyta; Magnoliopsida; Zingiberales; Zingiberaceae
Product: BTB/POZ domain-containing protein At3g05675-like
Exons: 3
Coding region: 114-1553 (479 amino acids)
Source: RefSeq, a predicted model, not a curated record